Molecule: messenger RNA, 1319 nt
Organism: Capsella rubella
Lineage: Eukaryota; Viridiplantae; Streptophyta; Magnoliopsida; Brassicales; Brassicaceae
Product: probable aldo-keto reductase 2
Exons: 5
Coding region: 154-1194 (346 amino acids)
Cellular component (GO): cytoplasm
Source: RefSeq, a predicted model, not a curated record
CGCUUUUGUAAAAGAAAGAGGCAAUUUGAGAGUUUUUUAGUCACAGCACUCAUCAACACAACUUCAACAACAACUCCACUCAACUCUAAACUCUUACAAGUUACAAGUUACUAGAGAGAUAUAGCGAAAGAGAGAGAGGUGUGACAGAGAUUCAUGGCAGAAGUUUGCAGAGUGAGGAGGAUGAAGCUAGGAAGCCAAGGCCUUGAGGUCUCGGCGCAAGGCCUUGGUUGCAUGGCCCUCUCUGCUCGCUAUGGUGCUCCAAAGCCGGAAACUGACGCCAUCACUCUCCUCCAUCACGCUAUUCAUUCAGGCGUUACUUUCUUUGACACCUCUGACAUGUACGGUCCUGAGACCAACGAGUUGCUCCUCGGAAAGGCUUUAAAAGAUGGGGUGAGGGAAAAAGUGGAGCUUGCGACCAAAUUUGGAUUCUUUAUAGUAGAUCAGAGGAUAAAAGAGGUAAUAGGAGAUCCUGAGUACGUCAGAGCUGCGUGUGAGGCGAGUUUAAAGAGGCUAGAUGUUGCCUGUAUUGAUCUUUAUUAUCAGCAUCGUGUCGAUACUCGUGUCCCUAUCGAAAUCACUAUGGGAGAACUGAAGAAGCUAGUGGAAGAAGGUAAAGUAAAGUACAUCGGUUUGUCUGAAGCUUCAGCUUCAACUAUCAGAAGAGCACAUGCUGUUCACCCGAUAACCGCUGUGCAGAUAGAAUGGUCCUUGUGGUCUAGAGAUGCGGAAGAAGAUAUCAUUCCUACCUGCAGAGAACUUGGGAUUGGAAUUGUUGCUUAUAGCCCUCUAGGAAGAGGCUUCUUAGCAUCAGGACCCAAGCUUGUUGAGAAUAUGGACAACGAUGACUUCAGAAAGACUCUACCAAGAUUCCAACAGGAAAACUUAGACCACAACAAGAUUCUCUUUGAGAGAGUAUCUGCAAUGUCUGAGAAGAAAGGAUGCUCUCCCGCACAACUAGCCCUUGCAUGGGUUCAUCACCAGGGAGAUGAUGUUUGCCCCAUUCCAGGAACCACUAAGAUUGAAAACCUCAACCAGAACAUUGGAGCUUUAUCAGUGAAACUUACCCUCGAAGAGAUGUCUGCGCUCGAGUCCCUUGCCCAACCAGAGUCUGUGAAAGGAGAAAGAUACAUGGCCACAGUUUCCACCUUCAAGAACUCGGAUACUCCACCUUUGUCUGCUUGGAACGCUGCUUAAAACUGCAUGGGUUUCUUCUCUAGCCAAACCACAAAAAUAAUACUGUUUUAAGAGUUUGUUGCAUGUUUAGAGUCUAUAAAAACAAUGUGUUAUAAUUUCCUAUGCAUCUUAUAUAUUGCUACAAA